Molecule: messenger RNA, 243 nt
Organism: Strongylus vulgaris
Lineage: Eukaryota; Metazoa; Nematoda; Chromadorea; Rhabditida; Strongylidae
Source: the annotation of a GenBank genome assembly
AUGCUUACCGAUGUUGAACCUUUGUCGGCAGCUCUUGCUCCAGCUUGUUCCUCUGUGCAUCUCUCAACCCAAGUCGACCAAUCCACCAAUUUGAAGGAAGUUCUUGCAAAGAAAAUCCCCGCACACAAUGCUAAAGUAAAGGAAUUCCGCCAACAGCACGGCUCUACAGUUCUUCAACAAAUCACAGUUGAUAUGAUUUACGGUGGAAUGCGUUCCAUGAAGGGUAUGGUUACGGAAACUUCG